CCCCAUAAUAUUUAGUUUCCAUCCCCCAUCGUCCUGAAUUCGUCCCGCAAGCAGUACACGUAUUUCCGAAACAAAGAAAGAUUACCAACUCAAAGACUAAACAGUAAAACGUCCUAUAAAGGAAGAAAAAAAUAAUUCAACUUUCCAUCCCCAUUUUCCUCGUAAAUAAUCUUCCAUAUAAAUCCUCCAAUUCUGCAGUAUAUAUAUUGUCGCAAGUACAUCAAACAAGAACACAGACUAAUUAAGCUCCAAAACAACAAUGGCGAUCCCAAAACCCACAUUGGUUCUGUCACUCUUGGCACUUCUGUUUUCGAUAGCUUCCCUCUCGGCCCACGCCGGCGUCAGCAUCCGGCUGGCCGGCCCAGACAUCGCGGCCAUAUGCGACAAGAGCCUCGACCGCCAGUUCUGCCUCAACUACCUGCAAUCCACCCCCGGAAUCUCCGCCGCCGACCUCAAGGGCUCCGGCCUCAUCGUCCUCAACUCGGCACGUGCCGAAGCGUCCGGCACCGAGAGCUACGUCAAGGGCCUGCUGGCCAAGGCCGCGAAUCCAAAGCAGAAGGAGGCGUACAAGACGUGCCUGAGCAACUACGACGACGCCGUCGGCAACAUCGAGGCGGCGAGGGAGUCGAUGAGCGGCGGCGACUACAACGGGGCCAACAUCCAGGCUUCGGCGGCGCAAGAGAACGCCGACACGUGCGACGGAGGGGUGAAGGGGACGGAGCUGUCGGGCAAGAAUCAGCAUCUCGUUAAGGUUCUGGGGAUCGUUUUGAUCAUUGCCAAUAGGUUGCUGGGAGGUUGAUUCUGCGUUUUUGUUGUGGUUCGGGAUUUUGUUCUUAAUUUUGUUUUUUUGUUUUUCGUAGAGUAAUAAUGGGACAUAAAGUUGCCGGGGAUUUCUAGUAUUUUGGUGCAUAUGUAGAUUUAUUUACAGUGAUUGGUAUUUUCCGUAGCAAAUUAGUAUGAGAUUGAUUGGCUUGAUCUCCAUUCCAUGAUGGCGGUUAAUUGACGGCAAUUAAUUAGUAUGCCUUAAUGAAGUGGUGCCUGAUCA
Molecule: messenger RNA, 1045 nt
Organism: Linum trigynum
Lineage: Eukaryota; Viridiplantae; Streptophyta; Magnoliopsida; Malpighiales; Linaceae
Source: the annotation of a GenBank genome assembly